AUGGGUCGGUACUGUGGGCAGAAAUGUCCUCAAGGUCGCUUUGGACACAACUGCACUCAGGAAUGUGACUGUCAUCAGGCCACUGGCUGUAACGCGUCAACUGGGGAUUGUGAAUGUCUUGCCGGUUUCACAGGGAAAAAAUGCGAUGAACAGUGCCAGGCAGGGUACUUUGGUGAGAACUGUAGCCAAGUCUGCAACUGCAACCAACUUACGACAGCCAAUUGCAAUCACAUCACCGGAGAAUGCUCAUGUAUAUCUGGAUGGACAGGCGCUCGAUGUGAGACUCAAUGUCCAACCAUGAAAUGGGGUCAAAACUGCCAACGAGAUUGUAUGUGCAUGAACAACAAUACUUGCCACCAUCUGACAGGCAAGUGCAUUUGCAGCAGAGGAUGGACUGGUCCCGAUUGCUCACACAAAUGUCCUUUUGGAACUUUUGGCCAGAACUGUGAAGAACAAUGCCCCUUCUGUGCGCACGGGGAAGGCACCUGCAACCACAUCACGGGCCAUUGCAACUGCGCACCUGGAUACAUGGGCAGCAGAUGCGAGAUAACCUGCAUGAAUGGCACCUAUGGUUUCUACUGCCGACAAACGUGCAAAUGCACGAACGGAGCCACGUGCCAGCCAAACAACGGUGUAUGUCGAUGCCUGCCUGGGUUUAUGGGUCCCAGAUGCGAUGAAGUUUGUCCAGUUGGGUUUUAUGGAGAUCACUGUAUGGAAGUUUGCAAUUGCGCAAAGAACCAACACUGUGACCCCGAAAGAGGUUGCAUCUCCGAAAUUUCACUGACAGGUAACUACAUCGAUGAUUUUAUUAACCCCUUCUUCAUUGCUGGAGUAACUUUCGCCGUCUGCCUUCUGAUUAUAUUCGUCAUUUGCAUGGCCGUGAAAUACAAGAGGAAGAUGGAAGAAAUACGCACAGAUAUCAGUAUUGUGUACAGAGGAGCAGAAGAACGUACGAGUGACUCAAUAGAUGAUGUUCAGAAUUUCAACAACCCGAUCUACUCGAGCCACCCUUGGAUGGACGAUACUACACAGAACAAUAUGGCCCACAGCAUCGAGAACUCCAACUUUGACUACGAAAAAUCAAACCUGAGGGACAUCUUUCCUCCCAAUAAAGAUACCGAUAGUGAGACUGAGCAAGGUACAAGCUGCGCUUCAGGCUAUAGCAGUCUGAACUCUGCUCAAGAAUUUUCCUAUAAUGGCAACAUAUUCGAUACAGAGAGGGCCAACAAGAGUGUGGUUAAGCCACAAAUAGGUCAACAAGAGGAGGAGGUGGAUUCCAAAAGUAUGAAUUGA
Uloborus diversus is the source of this 1293-nucleotide messenger RNA. Its product is annotated as protein draper-like. Lineage: Eukaryota; Metazoa; Arthropoda; Arachnida; Araneae; Uloboridae. Bases 1 to 1293 code for a protein of 430 amino acids. The record is from RefSeq and is a predicted model, not a curated record. The transcript has 10 exons. Gene Ontology annotation, molecular function: scavenger receptor activity.